Ambispora gerdemannii is the source of this 1398-nucleotide messenger RNA. The record is from the annotation of a GenBank genome assembly. Lineage: Eukaryota; Fungi; Glomeromycota; Glomeromycetes; Archaeosporales; Ambisporaceae.
AUGUCAAGUCAAUCGAACAAACAAAAAAAGGCAGCAACUAGCUCGUUACAAACCAAAGAGUCUUCCACUAAAAAAGAUGCUCACGGGCAAAAAAUCACAAGCGACCCGCGUUUCGUGCAUGUGCAUCAAGACCCGCGCUUCGUCCGACCAAAGAAAAAUGAUAUUAAAAUUACUUUGGAUAAACGAUUUGCUCAUAUGCUAAAGAACAAAGAAUUUAGCGAUGCUCCCAAGGUUGACAAAUACGGACGUCCACUUUCUUCGGAACGUGCGAAAAAAGAAUUAAAACGAUUAUAUGUUUUAGACAAUGAUGAAGAUGACGAUGAAUCUAAUAAUCGUCGUGGUCAUCGAAAAAAUAAAGAUACCAUCAUCUCUUCACAAAAAGAUUUAUAUGAUUUUUCGCGCGGAAGGUUAGAUAUUUCUAGUUCCCCAUCAGAGGAAGAAGAAUCUGAUGAUGAUAACGCGUCAUUAUCAUCAUCCUCUUCGACGUCUUUAAAUGAGUCUUUAAACCAAAAUGACAUUGAACAAGAGGAGCCAAUCCCACUUGGCGAUGAAACUCGCAGAUUUGCUGCAAUUAACCUUGACUGGGAUAAUCUAAAAGCAACAGACUUGAUGAAAGUGUUUUCUGGGUUUUGUGCUCCGGGUACAUCUAUAAUUAAGUCUGUCAAAAUAUAUCCUUCAGAGUUUGGAAAAGAACGAAUAGAAUUAGAAUCACGUGAAGGUCCACCAAAAGAAAUAUUUAAAUCGUCAACCAAUAAACGAGAAGACGAAAAUGAUAGCGACGAAAGCAGCAGCGAUAUCGGUGACGAAAAGAACAAUGCAUUGGCUGAUGAGUUUGAUGAAGAAGCGUUACGAAAAUAUCAACUCGAGCGACUGAAAUAUUUUUACGCCGUAGUCGAGUGUGAUAGUGUUGAAACAGCGCGACAUAUUUACCAGCAAUGUGAUGGCGCAGAAUUCGAAAGAACGGCCAAUUUUUUUGAUUUACGAUUUAUUCCAGAUGAUAUGACUUUUGAUGAUGACCCAGCAGAUGAAUGCUAUGAGGCACCAGCCGAAUAUAAACCAGUUGAUUUUGUCACAGAUGCCCUUCAACACUCAAACGUAAAGUUAACGUGGGACAAUGACGACCCCGAUCGUUCUUUGGAGAAUGAAACUACAUUAGACGCGUAUCUACGAAAACAACGUGAAAAAAAGAAAGCAAAGAGAAAACUUCAACAAGAAAAAAUGAACAAACUUUCGUCUGAUCAAGAUCCUCGGUUUGCAGCGCUUCACGAGUCUCAUCAUUUUGCCAUCGAUCCCAGUAAUCCUCGAUUUAAGAAAACUAAAGCUAUGGACAAGUUACUACAAGAACGACAGCGCCGUCAGUUGCUUUUGACACGCAAUAAAAAGAACAGUGGCAUCUAA